This is a messenger RNA of Anoplophora glabripennis (Asian longhorned beetle), 434 nucleotides long. RefSeq lists its product as uncharacterized. The transcript has a single exon. Lineage: Eukaryota; Metazoa; Arthropoda; Insecta; Coleoptera; Cerambycidae. The annotation marks the transcript as partial. The record is from RefSeq and is a predicted model, not a curated record. Gene Ontology annotation, molecular function: odorant binding.
UCUGCCAGCCUCUCUGAAGAAGAGAAAAAGCUCCAAGAGAUCCACGACAAGUGCCAAGCCGAUCCAGCCACUUAUGUCGACCACGAACUGUUGCACCACCUUGCAGACAACAUUGACAACCCUAAAGUAGGUGCCCACAUGCUUUGCGAAUCGAAGGCCGUAGGUCUUCAGAAACCAAAUGGCGAACUGGAUUUGACUGUCAUCAAACAGAAGAUAACGCUCACAGUUGAUGACAAAGAUAAAGUAGAGAGAUUGGUCAGGGAAUGUGCUGUAAAGAAAGAAACUCCGGAAAAGACCGCCGUAAAUCUGUUUAUGUGCUUGGACAAGGAUGGAGUCACCUAUUUCCAUGAAUUUUAAUUUCUUUGUGAUACCUAUGGUGCAUAUACUACGCUUAUGUAUUUAAUAUUAAGGAAAUAAGUAAAAACAGUAUUCUA